This is a messenger RNA of Fimicolochytrium jonesii, 1175 nucleotides long. RefSeq lists its product as uncharacterized. The record is from RefSeq and is a predicted model, not a curated record. Lineage: Eukaryota; Fungi; Chytridiomycota; Chytridiomycetes; Spizellomycetales; Powellomycetaceae. The transcript is spliced from 2 exons. The coding region runs from base 249 to 1076 and encodes 275 amino acids.
GAGAUGGGUGAGGGUUAGCUGCGGAGCCAUGGGGGAAAGGGAGGUGUACUAGUAGGAGGUUGCUUCGAAGAUUUUUGCUCCCACAGUUCUGAUUGAUAAAUGUCUGCUGUUCAAUAGCUGGAAACCAAAACUGAUAGCUUAUGUGAUUCCCCAUAUCUGGUUUAGUGAUCUUCAGUCUUCUCAGGUCGGUUGGUUUGGUAUGAUUUUUGCAAUGGGCAAGUAUUGGGGGGGGAAAAGGUAAUCUGGAAAUGCGUCGGGCGAAGGCAGCGGAGUUGUGUACGCGCGCUUGCGCAAAACAAGACGGACCUCCGCCGCAAGCCGACCGAAGUUGCUCUAAACUCAAACCGAACUUAAAUCGUCGAACGACAGACACCACCCUGGCACUCUCGAGACCUUGCCCGCCGAGGUCCUCCUCAAGAUCGUCCUUCCCGCCCGUGAUUCCUCCGACGACAUUCUGCGCCCCGACUGGUCUUUGCUGGCCCGUGUGUGCCGCGCAAGCAAACUCCUCUCCACCAAGCUGCCGCUGGAGCUACUCAUCUCCAGCUUUUUGCGUCACGUCGCUUUCCUCUCCUCCGCGAAGGGAAACCAGCUGUACCAAGCCGAAAUCAAAGACUUCAACCGGAAAACAGCCUCCGAGCCGUAUGUCAACCCCGAAUGUGGUGACGAAAUUCGACAAUAGCAGCAGCGACUCGGAUGACGACUCGGAGGAUAGCGAUCCGGACACUUACGAACGGGAGCCCGUAUUAUACUAUCGGGUACCGAUUAUCCUUGCCGAAACCCGGAUGACUGCCAUGCUUCGGGCGGGCAGUAUCGGUCUCUACGACCAGUUUGUGGCAGCCGGCUUGUACGAGCUGGACCACGGCGGAUUGGGCCCCUCCUCCAGAUCCUGGUCUGUGGUACGCUUGAUGAAGGGUGUCAUUGAUAGCGGGUCCUUGCCGCUGGUGGAAGUAUGUAUCACUCAUAUGACCGCAAAUACUCACGUUGCCGUCCCUUUAGCAUCUGCUCAAAGAGUGGGGCUAUUUCAUCCCAGACCGCAGUGCCUGUUCAGCGUGAUACCAGGGUCAAGCUGCUUCUAGGGGCCGGUAGGCUGGAGCAACAAGACUUCUGGCUUGCCGUGAUCGAGCAUGCCUUGAAUAGGAACCAUCUCGACAUGGCGUCCAUCCUUUUUGAAGCGG